This is a messenger RNA of Linum trigynum, 1375 nucleotides long. The record is from the annotation of a GenBank genome assembly. NCBI's taxonomy places the organism in Eukaryota, Viridiplantae, Streptophyta, Magnoliopsida, Malpighiales, Linaceae.
CUACACCUCAUUCCAGCGACUCUCAACCGCUCAUUUUCCAUUCUUCCUCACCCAUACCAGCGACGCAUUCCGACGGUGCCGCUUCUUCCCAAUCUGCAACUCAGCCAUGCUUAAUCGCCCCUGCAACCGCUAAUUGUUCCUUCGUCCUCACCUCAUACCAGUGACCGGCAAAUUCCAUAUCAUCGCGGAAUUAGAAUUCAGUGGUUGAUUCGUCUUCGCCAGUGACUUCCCGACUCUUCCCGAUCCUCUCUGAAUCCCUUCCAGAAGAGUUUGCUGGGUCAACCCAAGAUUGCUAGGUCUGAUGCCCUUUCAGAUCCUUUUCGUCCUUUUCCAUUUUACUUGAUGUUGAUGAUAAUGAUGAUGAUGAUGCUAGAUAAUUUCAGGUUAGAAUCGGUCACAAGGGAUAAUUUUAUUGAUGUAUGCUUGCUUUCAAGAGGGUAGAAUUGAUGAUGGUGCUGCAUAUUUUAGGAAGAUGGUCGAUUCAGGGCUGAGAACGGACUUGCCUGUUUAUGAUAGACUGGUUGAUCAGUUGGUUAAGGCUGGGAAGAUUGACGAGGCAAAAUAGUUGUACGAGCUGAUGGUGAAGAAACAGAGGAUGAAUAAUGAGAGCUAUAAGUUCAUAAUGAAAGCACUAAGUGAUCAUGGGAGGUUGGACAAAGUGCUUCAAUUGGUCGAUGCAAUGGUGGAUAAUGAGGCUAUCAACGUGAAUGAGGAGCUUCAGGAGAUAGUGAAAGGCGAGUUGAACAAGGAAGGGAGAGGAGACGAACUAGACAAUCUUAUGGAAGAAAAAGCUAGGCUAAAGCCUGAAGCGAAAGCGAGAGAAGGGCGAAAAUUACCAUUGCUAAUCUCUUUCCACCUAAGAACAAGGAAGAGGAGACAGGAUCUGCAGAGGGAAAUGAUGUUAAUGCUAAUGAGGCAGCUCCUGCUGCUGCAGAAUCUGCAGCGGGUGAAGACCAACUCAUAGAGAAAGCAGUCUGUUGAUGCAGAAGACUCGAGGGACGAGGUAAGAGCUUGAAAGAUGGUGAAGUACUGUUCUUUGCCACCCCUUUAUCAAGCCAUGUUAAGGUCAUUCAUCUGAUUUUGAUAUAUAUUGCUGCCAUGUAAUUAAACAAUAGCUGGGAAAUGAGGUGGGAGUUUGAAUUCUAGGCGCAGUGAGUAGAAUGUGGUUACUUUGAAGGAUUUCAAUGUUGGAUGAUACCCAAGUUUGUAGUUGCGCCUUCUGUUAAUUUCUAUGUGCACUUCCAUAAGUUGUUCUGUUCUGCAAUUACCUGCUGCAUUUGGUUGUAUAUUGAUUGACCUUCCUUCAGCUCCUGAUCUAUUGCUACGGUGGCGAUUUGAACAAUCUAUGGUACAUAUAUAAAAUAUCUUUUUUCGG